Cyphomyrmex costatus is the source of this 1583-nucleotide messenger RNA. RefSeq names its product coiled-coil domain-containing protein 97. The record is from RefSeq and is a predicted model, not a curated record. The transcript is spliced from 3 exons. The coding region runs from base 431 to 1576 and encodes 381 amino acids. NCBI's taxonomy places the organism in Eukaryota, Metazoa, Arthropoda, Insecta, Hymenoptera, Formicidae.
UAUUUAUCGUUUUCUUCCCGCUUGUAUUACAUUUUGUCGCUGCGUUCUCAUAACGGCGACCACUCGUAGGUUAUGUUUUCCUUGGUAAUGACGCAUGACGACACAAGCUGGAUGCACUGGAUGACGAAUGUCCAAGGAAUUUUUACAGACUGUUUGAGAUAAAACUAAUCGUACAUACUAAGAAUCGCAUAUCUAUCUCAUUUAUCACCAUUCACCGGUAAUAAAAAUAAUACACAAACGCAACAAACAUAAUUCCGUAAGAAAAUCGUCUUGUAGAUGUGAGGACGAAGAGAGAUGUAUUCUUCGUGUGCGCUCUAGUCUAUGCUAGGUUAGUCUCACACAUCGUACUAACUAUACUAAUCACUGAUUCGUCAGUGUAGGCAAAUCGCAAUUGCAUAGUUUUAUUUUCCACAUUUGACCUGAAUUUCUGAUGAACAAAAUUGAAGAACCAAGCACCAUGCAGGAAAAUAUGACUUUAGGGGCAAAAGGAGAUCCUCUGCUAGUUGAGAAUACGAAUAAGAACAAUGAACAAAGCAUGGACUGUCCCAUGUUAGACUUGGAAAAAAAAACCCUUGAAAAGGAGCUUUUGGACCAUGUGGCUAAUAGCAAAGCAACUUUCAAGAGUCAACAAAAAGAAGAACCUGAAUUAACGUUUGAGGAGAAGCUUGCUAUAGUUAGGAAGUUGUUGGAAAAGAGUCACUGUUUAUUUCUGUCUAAAUUUGGACAAUAUAUGAAGGUGGAGCACUUGGAAUAUUUCAACAAAAGUCAGGAUUAUGAGACAAUCUAUCAUGUAAACAGAUUGCAGAGGUACUUCAAUAAUUCUACACGGCAUAUUGACAUCAGAAACAGAAGAUAUGAAGCUCUCAAGACAUUAAUAGAAAAGGGAGAAUACUUCAGCGAAUGUGAAAUGAUGAAGAGAAAUCCACUGUUGUAUGAACACUUAGUAGGACAAUACUUGACAGAUGAGGAAAAGAAGGCUAGAGACAGUAUUGACACAAAGAGUAUAAAUUAUGUGGAUAUACUUAUGGAAACCGUUGAAAGAAAUAAAUUAGAAAAUCGUUUAAAAUUUCAACAAAAGGAAGAAGACGAAAUACGAGAGGAGAAUGAUUCAGAUGAAGAUUAUGAUAAUGAUGAUAACAAUGAUAAUACCACAAACAGCAUUAUAUCCAAGACAAACUUUGAGAAACAGAAUUAUCAGCAUUGGGGUGAAAAGUUAAAUGAAGCACAAAAAGAGAGAGAUAAGAACCAAAAAUUACAAAGCAAUAAAAUAUUUAAAAUAUCAAGCCAAGAAAUAAAGUUACUUAGACAAGAAUUUGUUACAAACAUGUAUCAGAGUUUCCUGGAUGGUAAAGAUACAGACUUUGAUUAUAGUACUGUAGAUGAUAAUGAAGCUUAUGAUAAUGUUGACUUGAGAAAUCAAGAUGAAGAAGAAAAGUAUUUUGACUCUGAAGCUCCUGAAACUGUUCUUCCAUGUAAUGAGUGCAAUGAUCAAAACGAAUCUGAAGAUGAGUUGGAUAUAUAUAUGAAAUCGCUGAAGGAGCGGAUUCCUACAAAUCCACAUUCUUUGGAUAAUUAGAUAUACC